AUGUCGCAGUCCCAGUCGCAAGAGCGCGCCGCGCAGGCGCCAACAGCGUCGCAAACAACCACACAAACAACUCCGCCAGAGACCGCGCAGAGUGCGCCGAGAGUGCUGCGGCUAAGAGGAGGGAAUACCUCAAACGGGAGAUCAGUGCAGUGGGCAGAGGACGUGGUUGACAAUGAAGGGCUGGGGAGGAAGAGCUCGAAAGUGUGCUGCAUAUACCACCGACCCAAAAGAGUCGAUGAAUCCAGCGACGAAUCUUCGUCGGACUCUUCAUCUUCAGACUCAGAUUCUGACUCUGAGCCAGAAAGAAAAAGGAAAGUCGGCGGUGGAAAAGACGACGGCUGCGGUCACAAUCACGAUCAUGAGCACAACCACAGCCACAGGCGUGGCAGGAGAACGAAUGGCAAGAAGAAGAGGGCACCAAGCCCGAACGCCUACGAAAAGAUACCUAAACAAAAGCCGAGAGAUACGAAUCAAGAAACACCAAAGUAA
Molecule: messenger RNA, 489 nt
Organism: Trichoderma asperellum CBS 433.97
Lineage: Eukaryota; Fungi; Ascomycota; Sordariomycetes; Hypocreales; Hypocreaceae
Gene: YPI1
Product: Type 1 phosphatases regulator ypi1
Cellular component (GO): nucleus
Molecular function (GO): protein serine/threonine phosphatase inhibitor activity; protein phosphatase 1 binding
Source: RefSeq, a predicted model, not a curated record